Coccinella septempunctata (seven-spotted ladybird) is the source of this 559-nucleotide messenger RNA. RefSeq lists its product as uncharacterized. The transcript has 2 exons. The record is from RefSeq and is a predicted model, not a curated record. Bases 23 to 559 code for a protein of 178 amino acids. NCBI's taxonomy places the organism in Eukaryota, Metazoa, Arthropoda, Insecta, Coleoptera, Coccinellidae.
UAAAUUCUAUUCGUAUGGUUCGAUGAGUGAAGUUGAUCAUAUUUUUCUUGAAGUUGAAGUUGGAAAUGAACUUUUGUGUCCUGUGAAAACAAAUUUGUCUUUGGAAAUUUCGAAAAUGUCUUGCUGGGAAACAUUCAUCCUACCAACGAAGAUAGCACUGUCCACCGUUGAAAAACUUGAGUACUGCCAAGAGGACGACCUUCAAAAAUUGGUGGUGAUAGAAAACCUAAUGAAACAAAAUGAGAGUGUCCAGAGACGUGUAGAAGACAUCAGAUAUUAUGCCAGUACUGAAUCGAAAAACAUCAUCGAUUCAAACGAAAAAUUGGCGAUUCUAACAAAAAAAUUGAAUAAUGCCCGAAUUAUAAAGCAAAUUUUGGAAAAUACCGCCCGAGGGACCAAAAGUAAAAAAUCAUCGGACAUGGAAAUCGCGAAGUUAUGUGGAAUCAACAGAAUGAAAAGGAAUAACAGAUAUUGCAAAUUCAAACAACCUCUAUCACCCCUUGCCGUUCACGCAAAUACACAUUUGCACCGCGGAAUCAAGAGAAAAAGAAAUGAAUAG